Perca fluviatilis (European perch) is the source of this 1708-nucleotide messenger RNA. RefSeq names its product refilin A (gene rflna). Bases 218 to 880 code for a protein of 220 amino acids. Gene Ontology annotation, molecular function: filamin binding. Lineage: Eukaryota; Metazoa; Chordata; Actinopteri; Perciformes; Percidae. Gene Ontology annotation, cellular component: actin filament bundle. The transcript has 4 exons. Gene Ontology annotation, biological process: skeletal system morphogenesis; negative regulation of chondrocyte development; negative regulation of bone mineralization involved in bone maturation. The record is from RefSeq and is a predicted model, not a curated record.
UUUUUUGUCAAGUUUGGAUUUUCUUUAAAUUUGUGCUUCAUUUGUCACGCCUCUUUGGAAUAUAUUUCGGGAUUAAAGGUGGAUACUUCACGACGCGCAGAAGUCAUUUUGAAAAAGUUCGCACGGGAGGAUUGUUUCUCUUUGACGCAGGAGCGCGCAACUUGUCAGUGCGACUUCGUCUGGAGUGUUUUUUUUUUUGACUUGAGUCGUCCCAGAAAUGGUGGGGCACCUACAUUUACAAGCGAUGGAUGAUAGCCUGAAAGGAAAGAACCGGGAAGGGCUGCUCGACAGUCCGGAUUCGGGGUUGCCUCCCAGUCCCAGUCCGCCCUUCUGCUCACUCUCUCCGGGUCUGAUCGAGUCGCGCUCCGGCAGCUGCACGACGCCCGUCGAAAGUCAUCAUGGAUAUUGUAAAAAGGAAAUCAGAGAAGGCAAACUGCUGCCCUACCUGCUGCUGAACUCCACGGGCACAGACCCAAAGACUCGCAUGCACCCCGUGUUCUUCGGAGAAAGCAUCGAGGUCAACCCCAAACCAGAGCAGGAAAUCAAGUGCAACUCCGAGGUCAAGUACGACUCCGACAAGCACUACCGGGACCAGGUCUACUGCGCCCCUGUUCCCACGCCCACUUCCUUCAGCGAGACAGUGGUGGCUGUGCGAAACUGCACUUGGAAGAGCUAUAAGUCCCAGGUGUAUCUGGAGCCGCGGCAGAAACCCAUUAGCUACCAGAGCACCACCAUUAUCUACCCGAAACACGCCAAGAACACUUACCGUACCACGCUCAACUACAACGCCACGGGCUCCCGCCGCUGGUUUGUGUCCACGGUGCAGCUGGAGUCGAGUGAGGAUACUAGUCCCUGUAUCAUCUACACAGAGGACCUGUAGGGCCUAGAGCACAUAGGGAGAGGGCUACCUGGUGAUCAUCCUAUUUGUUUUGGAGGACAAGGAACUUGGGAAGGCCCGCAUUAAAAGGGAAAUACUUCAAGUAAUACCCGGAGCCCCUAAAAACCCUACUCCGUUCAUCUAUACUCGCCAUGGAGGAAACUCUGGGAACCCUUUUGUGACAUUUCCCCUGAGUGACAUUUCCCCUGAGUGUUUUUAGACUUUCUACUGUUGCAGUCUUUAAAAAGGGAGUCUGUCCUCUGGCAGUUUAAAGCUGCACUUCAAUGGUUAAUGUCUUAUUUAAUACAAGAGCUGACAAAUUGGUGGCCUUUGCGUUCUUUCAGUUUGGAUUGGAACCUCAGUGAAGGUAACAGACCAUAGACGUCUGUGUAUGUAGAGAAACGUCAAGAUGGCACGUGUGGUGGAUUUCAGCCGAGCCUGCACAAACCCAUUCACACCAAUGCAAAGCUUUCUAAUAUGGCUCUGUUGCACUUGUUUUCUAUAUAUCACAGUCUUCCCAGUGGACUUGGCUAGAUGGGGGGGUGGGGGGGGAAUUUCAGAACUGCAUAUGAAAAAUUGGACCAAAGAUAGUUUGAACAGUUUAUCUCUUUGUAAAAACUGCACACACAGACGUAACACUUGGUUUUGUUGUACAGUUUUAAUUAACACACAUUCAAACAGCAGCUUGUGUAGUUUGAUCAAGCAUUUAAUUAAACUCAACUGCACACUGCCAGGUUUAGAAUUACAGAUCACAGCACAACAAAAACAGAUUGCCUUGAGAAUAUUUGAAAAAGGGAGAUAACAAUAAUAAAUAAUACCUGUUAAACCUAA